AUGACUACUCGUGGCGUCCCGAGUCCGACCUCGAUUCACUUCACCAUUGAUGGACGUCAUGGUAUCCUUGAGGUCAGAGAUAUUGCAGAGGCUCUACAUAUUCCUUUCGAGCCACUUGAUCCAUCUGCUUUCCGCCGGUGGUCUCCCCAGUAUCUCAGAAGGACAUGGUCCUUGGCGGGCUAUUUUGCACCUCCAGGAGCCCAUCUCAUGGUAGCACCUCCAAAGCCCCUGCAGACGGAGCAUGCACAAUCUACUCCAGUACCUACAACGCGGGGAGAGCUUCCGACAGAGACUAAACGACCUGCCCCUGCAUCACCUACUUCAGCACCACCAGUGCCCAUGCCUGAGGCUGUUUCUGCUGCUCCCCCUAUGACUCCUACUGUUCCAUCUGUUGCUCCUACUACAUCCAAGCCUUCCAUCACCAUCUCUGCUUUGAAGUUUCGCGGCCUUAUCCAGCAGCACCUGGGUCUUCUACUUCCACCUCAGCCUAACCUUCCUACAUCAUCAAAGCCUUUAGCUACAGCUAAGGAUACUAUUCCAGCUGAGGACACUACCACAGUAGAGGUCCAGAUCCCGCCACCUCAGGAGGCCACCACAGAUGCCAUUGCUUCAGUUGAUCCUCAGGAUAAGCCUCAGACAAUUGACACAGUCACAACUAUACCUGAGGAUGCAUCAUCUCCACCUGAGGCUCCCACUACUUGA
Vitis vinifera (wine grape) is the source of this 702-nucleotide messenger RNA. RefSeq lists its product as uncharacterized. The record is from RefSeq and is a predicted model, not a curated record. The coding region runs from base 1 to 702 and encodes 233 amino acids. The transcript is spliced from 3 exons. NCBI's taxonomy places the organism in Eukaryota, Viridiplantae, Streptophyta, Magnoliopsida, Vitales, Vitaceae.